Molecule: messenger RNA, 3116 nt
Organism: Ostrea edulis (European flat oyster)
Lineage: Eukaryota; Metazoa; Mollusca; Bivalvia; Ostreida; Ostreidae
Exons: 4
Coding region: 244-2286 (680 amino acids)
Biological process (GO): protein polyubiquitination; proteasome-mediated ubiquitin-dependent protein catabolic process
Molecular function (GO): protein binding; ubiquitin protein ligase activity
Source: RefSeq, a predicted model, not a curated record
UUUAAAACAAGAGAUGUCAUACAGAUAAAGAUUAAAGCUGGGGAAUCUCACCAAGGAUAAACGUUUUAUAUUGAAGGUCGAAAUAUCAGGGAGGCUCUACUGGAUUUUAUUACGGAAUAAAUCAUGAUCUCUAGAAGAGAAACUAAGGUGGUCAUCACUGCUGAGUUGACACAAAAUUUCAACCUAACAAGUACCCCAGAAUAUUGAAAGAAUAGAAUUUUGUGUUGGGAUCAUACUGUCACAAUGGCGCUGAGUAAGGCAGUUGACCCACAAUACAGAACCAGAUUCGCAAGAUUGAGCUUUGUCAUCCUCGAGGAAUUGACACCACUGUUGCAAGAUGUACUUGAAAAUGAAAUUCCGCCAAAUCAAAUAUCUCAUCGUGUUUCACGAGAAACGUCACUUUUCCAAAGGCUUAGACCGGAACAAAUAGUAUUAAUUCAAAAUGCUCAGACUGAUGGGUACAAAGACUUCGAUAUUACUCUUUUGUACAAAAUAUUGCGCAAUCUCAAAUGUCUAAAAGUCACAGCUCCAACACAAGGAUGGGGGACAUCACAGAUGCCAGGAAAUGGGGAGACAACUCUUGGUGAUGACAUUGAAAGAAUUCGUCUCAUAAGAAACAACAUAUAUGUACAUGUUGGUGUGCCAUCAUUGUCAGAAACAGAGUUCCAGGAACACUGGUCCAAUAUUUCUGGCAUUUGCAAAAGAAUGCAGAACUUGCUUGGCAAGAACUAUGUCCAAAGCCUGCAGACGGCUGAAGUACGUGCUAUUGACUUAGAGAUGGAAAACACGUACCUCGAGAAAAUCAAAAGUCUCUGUACUGCUGAGAAAAGUAUGAAAGAAGUAUUACAAGAGGUCAUCCAAGAUAGAGCUCUCUGUGUACAAGAAACUGUAAGGAUUGAAGCCAGAAAUUCACUAAAGAGGAAACAUGCCGAAACGUUAACUGACACGAGUAUUACCAUUCUGAACUACAUGAUGAAUAGCAUCAAUAAAUUGACAUCACACUCAGAAAUAGAACUCCUGUAUGAAUCAGUAGAGGAAUUCAUACGCGCAAACAAGAAAGGGAAACAAAGAUUUGACCUUGCCCAUUUUUUUUUCCAUUUUGUUAGUGAUUUGCGACAGAAAAUAACAGAUUAUGCUGAUUUGAAAGAAAACCGAAUGGAAAUUUUAGCAAACUUUCUCUUCUUUACCUUAAAGUUAAAGACAAAGUAUGGAACGGAUUUAGAAAGUGAAGUGGGGAGCAUACUGUUGAAGUUGACCUUUUCCUCAAAGACAGGUUAUGACCUCUACAUGCAGGAUUUGGAGAGAGGAGAUAUUGGGCAACUAAUCCUAUCUGUGUUGUUUUACCCUCCAUAUCUGGCCAGCUUUAAUCUAGAUGCUGAAGAUAUGAAGAUUUAUCUCAAUGAUAUUGAACUUACAGCAGAAAUCAAACAUGGCGACACAAUGAAGUCAGCAGAAGCUGUAUCGUCUCCUCCAGUCAAAUCACUGCUUGAUGAGCCGCACGUCACCGCCGCCAUAGACACUGGGUAUAGCAGACUAUUCAGUGUUAGCUGUCUGAGUGAAGAUCAAGUCUGGACACGCGGGAAGAACGAAACCAUGAAGCUGCUUAACCUCCAGAGUGAACUACUGACAUCAAUACAAACCAAGUCAGGGAACGCACCACGGGACAUAGCAGUGACACGGGACGGAGAUCUUGUUUAUACUGACUAUAAUGAUAACACCGUGAACUUAAUUAAGAAUAAACAGAUACAGACCGUGAUCACACUACAGGGGUGGGUACCUCUCUAUGUCUGCAGUACCACCUCUGGUGAUCUCCUGGUUACCAUGAUCAGUGAUGAUGGAGAACAAUCCAAAGUCGUGCGUUACUCCGGCUCCACAGAGAAACAAAGCAUUCAGUUUGAUGAUCAGGGUCGUCCUCUCUACUCAUCUGGUUAUAACGAUAAAUACCUCAGUGAGAACAGGAACCUGGAUAUAUGUGUGGCUGACCAGUCAGCUAGUGCAGUAGUGGUGGUCAAUCAGUCAGGAAAACUCCGAUUUAGAUACACUGGUCAUCCCUCUAAUACCGGGCAAUCAUUUACUCCAUACGGCAUCACUACAGACAGCCAGAGUCACAUCCUGACAGCAGACACUAACAAUCACCGUAUCCACAUCCUAGAUCAGGACGGACAGUUCCUCCGUUACAUUCACUGUGAUUUACGCUAUCCAUGGGGUUUAUGUGUGGACAUCAGAGACAACCUCUUUGUGGCUGAGCGGUUCACUGCUAAAGUGAAGAAAAUCCAAUAUCUAUAAACACAGUGUUAAUUAUACAGCUCUACAGCGUUAUUCAUAGAUCUAAAGACCUUGUUACUUACAUAGUUUAACACCUUGUUAAUUUGAGAUAUAAACACGGUGUUCAUUAAACAUACAAACAUUGUGCUAAAUACAACUAAACACAGGGUGUUAAUUACAGUAAUACACACCGUGUAAACUACAGAAGUGGUUAUGAAGCAAUUUCUGUGAUGUGGCUUUUGUGAUAAGACUCCAUUAAAUCAUCUGAUUCAGCAAAUCUGAGAUAAUUCACAACUUGUUAAAUUUAGUGUAACCAUAGUAACACAAUGUAUAUGUUAUAUAUACAAGUACAGUAGUGUGUUGUGUAACCAUAGUAACAAAGUGUGUAACAUUUAUAAGCAGUACUGGGAUGUGUCCAAGAUCGUAGCGGCUAGCCCAGGGGCUAGGUCUGGCUGUUGGUUUGUGCCAUUCUACACUUUAUCGUCUUUUUGUUAUUUCGAGGUGAAAAUACAACAAAAUGAUAUUUAGCGACUUUUCGUCUCGAAAUAACGUAAAGACAACAAAAUAAUACUAGCUAUUUUCGCCUCAAACUAGGGGAAAGACAACACAUUGUAAAAUAGCACAAAUCAGCCAUCAUACCUAGUCCCUAGGCUAACAGUGACGAUCUCAAACGCAGUCCCAUACUUAUAGUGUGGUGUAUUGCCAUAGGAACAAAAUGUGUGACACUUAUAAUUAGGUAUGUAGAUAUUAAGAAGUACUUACUUUUAGACAUGAAGCGAGUGAGUAACCUUGUGUCAGCGUCAUUCUCUUUGUCUUUAUGAACUUCAAAAUCCUAAAUAUAAAACAAUAUA